UGCUAAUUUGACAAACUUCCAAAAAGGAUACCGAUGAUUAGUGUCGGGUGACCGAGCAGUCGUUUGUGCAAUGACAGCUCUGCUUAUCGGCUGCCUUUGUUUGGGUCUUCAUUCGAAUGUAAAGGAGUGAUCACCAUGGUGGGUGUGGCCUGCAGGUUGGAUCAGGUGAGGGUGUGAUUCCCGCCGCACAGUGUUGGAGGCAAACAUAUCUGGACUGAAGAAGAAUGGCUCGGAAUGUGAACUUUGACCUGAACCACCCUCAAAUGGAAGCCGGGCUUGAAAGUCCGGUUGAUGAGGAGGGUGUUCAUGACUCGUUUCACCAACUGAUAAAUGAGCAGACACAGAGAGGAGCGAGGUCUGAUGCCUUCGAGCUGCAGCCGCUACAAGAAGACCUGGAGCAGGAGAAUGAAGAUGAAAUCUUGUACAUGCCUGACUCCAGAGGGGACCUCAGGGAUCAGAGGCGUCAUGGGAGAGGAGAGGACCUCGUUGAGGAUGAAAGCCAGACGGACCCCCUUAUAGCAGAUCGGUGGUCCUCAGCCACCCUGAAGAUCCUGUCGUCCAUGCCCAGUCGCACCAUUGGCCGCAGCAGAGGAGCCAUUAUCUCUCAGUACUACAACAGAACCAUGAAGCUGCGGAGACGCAAACAGAGCCGGCCCACCAUCCACGAGUUCUCUCGCUCAGCCAGGCCCAGCAUCCUCGGCUACGGCAUGGAGACGGACGGCACUGAGGAAGAAACAAAGAAACGAGAACGGCUGGUGAACAACCUGCAGAAUCUGUCUGUGAGUGACCGGGUCAGGAUGCUGCGAGGGAUGCCUCUGAGUGUCCCUGAAAAAAGGGAACUUAGGAGGUUAGCAUUACAGAAGGAGCGCCGCACGCUCUCAGGCAGCCAGAUUCCCUGCUACAGUCGACUCAAAUAUUACAUCAUCAUUGCUGUGAGACAUGGCUGGUACAGCUUGCUCUCCUUCCUUCACUCCCUCCAGUUGUGGCAGGUGGCCCUGAAGCGAGUGAGCGGACGUUUCGGCACUGGAGUCCUCUCUUACUUCCUCUUCCUCAAGACCCUCCUCUUCUUCAACCUCUUCCUCUUCCUGGUGACCGGUGUGUUCUUGGUGCUUCCACAAGCGGUGCAUCCUCCGAAACUGUUGCAGGAGAGACCAAAGUUCGCAGGAUUGGAGCUGCUCACUGGAGCGGGUUAUUUCACAGACACAGUGAUGUACUAUGGGUACUACUCAAAUUACACGCUAUUGAGAGGUUGCGACCACGGGGGGAAGAAUGAGUCCGACCAGACCAGUCCGGAGUGUGAGCCCGGACGCCUCUCUUACAAAAUGCCUCUUGCCUACUUCUUCACCAUCAGCAUGUCUUUCUUCAUCACGUGUAUUAUACUUGUUUACAGUAUGUCCAAAACAUUUGGGCAGAGUUUCCGAAUCGACAAAUCUCACAGUAUCCUGGCCAUGAAGGUGUUCUGCUCCUGGGACUUCAAGGUCAUCAAGGGCUCUUCAGUGCAACUCAUGUCUGAGAAUAUCUGCACUCAGAUCAAGGAACUGCUUGCUGAAGUCAAUCAUAAGAAGGUCACCAUCACCAUGUGCCAGAGACUGCGGAAGCUGAUGAUUCACACUCUGGCCUGGUUGAUUUGCAUCACCUGCAGCACAGCCUGCUUGCUUGGCAUUUACUACUUAUCAGAACACAUGCACCAGAACCUCCAGCAUAGCGUCCGCUUCAUUCAGGACCCGCUGGUGAAUGAGGCCAGUCUUCUGGCACUUCCUGUGGUUGUGUCCCUCAUAAACAUGCUGUUGCCAGGCCUGUUCUACUUGGCAGCCUGGAUGGAAGACUACGAGUCACCGUCCGUACGCACAUAUGUGGCCAUCUGCAGGAACCUGAUGUUAAAAGUGAGCAUUCUCGGGGUGCUCUGCUACCACUGGCUGUAUCGAGUGGCUUCCAACCCGUCGAGUAUUGGCCUGCCGUGUUGGGAGACGUUUGUAGGGCAGGAGCUUUACAGAUUCCUGCUGAUGGACUUCAUCUUCACUCUGCUGGACACUCUGUGUGGGGAACUGCUUUGGAGGGUGUUUUCUGAGAAGGUGCUUCAGAGACGGAGGAAGCCUGUGUUUGAUAUCGUCAGGAACGUAUUGGAGCUCAUCUAUGGACAGUCAUUGGCCUGGUUGGGAGUUCUUUUCACUCCGCUUCUGCCUGCUGUGCAGAUACUGAAGCUGCUGCUGCUCUUCUACAUCAAGAAGAGCAGCGUGAUGAUGAACUGUCAGGCCCCCAGGAAGCCCUACAGAGUCAGCCAGAUGACUACGAUCUUCAUCACGCUUCUCUGCUUCCCAUCUUUUCUCGGCGCCUCUGUGUGCGUCACAUACACUAUGUGGAGCAUCACCCCGUCGUCGUCCUGCGGCCCGUUCCGUGAGCUCAAAACAAUGUUUCAGGCUGGCAAAAUCUGGGUGCAAGAACUGGAAAAAGACAACCCCAAACUUUCAGUGCUAGCCAGUGUCCACACAUAUCUAGUGGAAAACCCAUUUUUCCUGUUUGUGGGAGCUGGGAUCUUUCUCAUCGUCAUUUACUUCCAUAUCCAAGUUGUGGAUGGCCAGAGAAAGAUCAUCAGCUUGUUGCAGGAGCAAAUACAAAAUGAGGGAGAAGACAAAAAAUUCCUCAUCACUCGUCUGCAGUCCGUCCAUGAGAAGAAAAAGAGUCCAGCUCGACGACUCACCAGUCAAGACUCUUCCUGUUGAAACCAAACCUCUGUGGUCCUGGUCUGAAGACGUCUCUCCCCCUCCCCGGCCUGGCAGCACUGGAACAUGGAGAACUAUCAUCAACCUUCAGUGUGGGCACAAUUUUAAGGGGCGAAAACAGGGCAUCAGUCCACUUUUUAUUACUCACUAAGUUUUAAUGACAUGAUAUACAUUAUGACCACCCUGCCAUCAUCGUUUCACCAUUCAACUGGCAGCUUUUGUUCUGUGUUUGUGGUCAGCGCGGUUUAUGAGUGGUUGCUAGCUGGGGUUAUGGAUCAAAACAGGAUGUUAAAAGCCCUUUUUGAUAAAACUUUUACAUAAAGAAGUUGAUCAAGACUUCCUCCUACUGAGCUGUGUAGCCGUAGGUCAGUCCAGAAACUCAAAAACUGCUGUGGCUCACAGCAUGGCGACACUUUUCUGUCUGGAGCUUUUAGCACAAUGAGAACAAUAGUAGUUUAUUUGUUGGAUAGCAGCUAAUGAGAGACAUCAAUGAGCUGUGUCCUUCCUCAGAUCCCCACACUUCCUUCCUUAAACUGCAUUUGAAUGCACUCACGAGGCAGCAAAAAGGGAAAACGAAUUAGGUGGUCAUAAUGUUUUGACUCAUAGUGUUUUGACAGUAAAAGGAUCUAUAUUUGCAUAUAUUUUCAUCUCUUGAAGUAGCACUUUGAUUGAAACUGUGACAAUAUUUUAACCUCAUUUGCUCAAAUAAUUGUAUUUUAAAUGUUUUUGUAUGUGUUUUUAUGUUGAUUUAGUAAAGGAGAAUGAUUGUACAGGGCCUUACUUUAGUGGAAGUUGACUGUUGUUUUGUUCGGAAGACAAGUUUGUAAUCGUUUAUUAAAUUAUCUUUUAUCAUGUCUGUGUGUAGCCUCUGAAGAAUUAUGAAAUGUUGGGUUUGUUUACCUUAGAUUUUGGAACUUGAUUUGAUGUCUUUGAUCUAUCUUUUUCAAAUGUUAUUAUCAUAUUCCAAAUAGUUAAUUUCACAAAUUACAAAUGUGUUAUUGUAUAUGGGUAAAAUUAUGUAUUCGUAUAUAAUAUA
Molecule: messenger RNA, 3756 nt
Organism: Synchiropus splendidus (mandarinfish)
Lineage: Eukaryota; Metazoa; Chordata; Actinopteri; Syngnathiformes; Callionymidae
Product: transmembrane channel-like protein 6
Exons: 21
Coding region: 225-2720 (831 amino acids)
Cellular component (GO): plasma membrane
Molecular function (GO): mechanosensitive monoatomic ion channel activity
Source: RefSeq, a predicted model, not a curated record